AUGGGGUGAAUAGCGUGUGCAGGAAGCCCUGCGUGCGCUACAUAUGACAAACCACAUUACUGCCUGGGUAGCAGACAGCCCAAGCUAGGCCACCCCAAGGCCCCCAGCCAGAGAGCAACACUGCAGCUGAGUUACCGUGCUUACUCAGAUAGUCAUAAUUGGAUAAUGAACAUAUAAAUAGUGUUUUCAUGUGAUCCACUGUAGGUUGGGCGUUGGGGUAAACAACACAGUGGGCUGGGUAAACAUACCGUACCUGGCUGCCUUGCUACCUGGCUGCCUGGCUACCUGGCUGCCUGGCUGCCUUGCUGCCUGGCUACCUGGGUACCUGGCUACCUUUGUUUUAGCCUGGAGGAAAGUAUGUCCAUGACACAAGGAGCCUUAUUAGCUACGUUUCCUGCAUUGCAUAGUCCGUUUAUUUGGAUGUUUUCACAUGUUUUGGUCAGAUAUUUUGUCAGACAUGGUUCAUAAUGCUGCAUCUCUAGGUUUUAACUUUCACUCCUCAUUAGUCCUACCCUGUCUCUGAGCACAUCAUUAUGUCUGGAGGAAUCCCUCCUGGCCUGUUCACCUAUAUGGAAGAGAAGGAGCCAGGUACUAUAACCAUGUUGUAACUGCUGCUGCCCUACAUACAGCAUGUCGACAUGAAAACUGUGUAAGAGGACAACUGGACAUGGCUCUGUCAUGUCAGCUCAACAUAUAGUAGAUGACUAUUAACAAUGACAAUGUCCCCAUCUUCUCCAUGUCUAGGUGAUUCAAGCUUGGUCUGCAGUGACAUCCAUCCCCUUCACCCUAUUGGUCUUCUAUACCAUGAGCUCUGGCUCUGCCCAGGAUGUGGCGGUGGAGCAUUUCUUGCGUGACAUAGAGAGGAGGGGCAAGCGGCUACAUUGCGCUGUGAUUGGCUGCGAGGAGGAGCAGUGUCCCCGCGGCGACAUGAACCUGCUGUAUCGUAAGAGCCGACUGGACUGGAGGCACAAGGACCAGGAGGGCAAUAAGAAGAGGUGAGGAGAGGUGAACUGAAGAGAUGGAAUUAGAUUAUUCAGUUCAGUUCAAUUGUAAAUCUCUGAACUGAUGUGGAAGAGUUUUAUUGUUCAUAUUUUAUGUGUAACCUCUUAAUUGUCAUCCUAAGGGGAGUGGGGGCAUGUAGAAAGGAAGUAGAGAAACAAGAGAUGAGAGGAACAGAAGAUGGGAAGAGAGGAGCUUUAUGGCCUUUAUUAUAGGGACAAUGUGGCCCAUUGGUGUCUAUGUAGAUUAUGGCAAGCACAAACACUUCCACACCCGCAGGCGCACACACACAUAUACCCACAGGCACACUUAAAGACACACACACACACACACACACACACACACAGCUCUGCUCUUGGCUUUUCUUCACAUAAUGCAAUGAGACAGAAAACAGUUGCAUCUCUGUUCUCCAUGAUGAACAUGCUCAGUGCAGUUUCCGCUGCCUGCGCUAGCUUCCCUCCUCUCAAUAGGAAGGUGCACGCUCACAUUGUGACCUAAAAACAAGGCCUACAUUUGGGUGUGUAGUUUGUUACGUUUUAUUGCUCUUGCUUCCUCUACCUCAAACAAACAAGGCAACAUGCACUCAGGGAUCGCUCACAUGCAAUAACCUCCUAAAUGAGGCCUUUGAUUGCAUGCUCGGAAGCACAACAUCUCCUCCUCCUCUCCUCACACACGUAGAGACCCAGUUACCCAGGCUCUCUCUCUCUCUCUCUCUCUCUCUCUCUCUCUCUCUCUCUCUCUCUCUCUCUCUCUCUCUCUCUCUCUCUCUCACACACACACACACACACCAGACACACACACAGAUGUGUGCACCCACACACUCAGCUCCCACUCGUUCCCAGCAGGGAAACAAAAAGGCGGUCGUUGCCUCCAGAUCCAUUCCUCCGGUCCUGCUAGAGAAGUCAGAUCCCACCCCUUCAUCCCCUCUUUCCUUCCUCACCUCUCCUCUCCACAGUGGAACAGGAUCAAUAGAUACCUCAUGUGUAAUAGGAAUCAGAGAAACAGGUUGAAAAGGUCACGAGCCAUAGCUGACACUCGUCUUUUUAUGUACUGUGCCAGACAGCCAAUCAUUUCCUUCUAGAUGGUUGUAGCAGUAUCAUUUCAGCUCUUUUCAUGGUAAUAGUUAUGCACAGUGUUUUUCUACAGACUAUAGCCACUGUUGUUACGGCUGAGUCACCUUUAUAAAGGUUCAUUUACAGAGCUAUACUGUAUAUUCUAUAUGUAAUAACUCCAGAUUUGGACCAUGUCAGCUGCAGCUCCCCAUCCCAUGUUAUUGCUCAUCAAGGUACACUGUUGUAUGGAUCCUGCUCCAAUUGAAUCAAUCAGUAGCUUUAUUGGUGAGAUAUUGAUUUUGGUUUCACUUAUUAGGAAACCAAAGAUGUUCUGAAUCUGUGGCGUUCAUGCAUGAUGGUAGUUUGGAUGCGGUCAUGAUGACCUUCAAAAGACCUUCAGGGAUUAUCCAUAUCAAGUUUUUGAAAGUAAAGUUGGCUUUAGAGAGCAAAUAAGCAAAUGGGGGCGGCAGGUAGCUUAGUGGUUAAGAGCGUUGUGCCAGUAACCGAAAGGUCGCUGGUUCUAAUCCCCGAGCCGACUAGGUGAAAAAAUCUGUCGAUGUGCCCUUGAGCAAGGCACUUAACCCUAAUUGCUCCUGUAAGUCGCUCUGGAUAAGAGCGUCUGCUAAAAAAAGUAAAAUAAGAAUUGAGUCAUCUGUUUAAUCAAAGGAACAGUACAGUACUUUAUACAUUCAACUCCGAUAUAUUUACUUUCAUCGAAGAAAACUCCAGUUGGAAUUUUUAUGCUGCACUGCCACACCUUUUUUCAGGCAAUAAAUAGCCAAAGAAAUUGCAGUUCUUUUGUGUGCUUGUUUGCAGUAUGUUUAGUACUGUACAUUGGCAAGCAAUACCAUGUGCAAUUUCAUGGGUUUUAAGACAAACCACUAAACCAAUAAACAGGCAAGUCAGUUGCCAUGGAAACAGAUCAAAUGCUUGGCAGAGGUCAUGAUGAGUGUAGUGUAGAGACAAGGUAAUAAAACAGAUAAAGAAUGAGUUAGAGAAACCCAGUGACACAGUGACGUACAUACAGGGAGAUUAUAGUCAGAGAGGAGUAGCUAGAUUUUGGGGAGUUCGAUUUUAGGGGAAGUAAUUUCCUUAUUGAAUGUGUUUGUGAGCUAGGGGAGCAGAUGUGGAGGGGUGGAAAUGGAAGAGUCCCUCCUCCACACACAAUACUGGCACGCACAGCUGCUGCACUGCCUCACCCAAUCUCUCAUCACUCACUCUCCAAUGGGAAACUACGCUCCUUGUGCCAUCCAUGCAUGAGCAGCAGUGUGUGUGUGUGAGUGUGUGAGUGACAGACAGACAGAGGAAGAGGAGUAGAGGACUGAAGCUAUUUAAAUAAUGUUUUUGAAGAGAAAAAGAAAAAGGGAGCAAGGAAGUAAAGGGGAGGGGCAACACAAUGGGGAAAUAAAUGAAGGUCCUUCACUGAGACGUGAUUAAGUGCUGAAUGAGGGAAUGCUGUUCUUCCUGUGUUUUCCAGCUCCAGCCAGAAGGACCCCUCCUCAGCCACGGUGGGCAAGGUCCGUGACCUGGCGUCCUUCCGACGCCACUUCCGCAUGGGCUUCAUGACCAUGCCUGCCUCCCAGGAUCUGUCCCCUCACUCCUGUGCCUCUGCUAUGGCCCCCCGCUCCCAGUCCUGCCACGCCGUGGGCGCUAGAGACACAGGUCUGGAGAACGGGGAGGAUUACUCUGACACCCAGUCACAGCACGGCGGCCGCUGCCCCCCUACCAAACCCAAACGACACCCCAGCACCCGCCUCAGCUCCUCCUCCUCAGACCCCAGAGCACCUCACGCCCUCCCGGACACCCCUCCGCCGCCCCUGCCCAAUCACUCGCAGGCCAAACACUCAGAGAAGAAGAAUGGUAGGCUAUGGCAACAGUUAUGAGGGCAGUGAAGUGGGGAAAUUUGGAAAUGUGGGUUAUUAUUAUUGUCCCUGUUGUGAUGAUUGAAAUAUCUCUAGUUCAUUGCUCUGUCUCUUUCCCCUGCAGCAAUGAAGAAGUCGGACUCAGGGGACAUGUCCAAGAAGGUGCCGCCUCUGAAGCCCAAACGAAGUCCCAGCACUCAGCUAUCGUUUGACCCCCCACCACCCCGCGUGCCCCCUCCUGCCACGCCUCUGCCCUUCCAGGGGGGUGAGGGUCAGCCCCAGGGGGAGGAGGGGGACGAUGAGCCUGUCUACAUAGAGAUGGUGGGACAGGUGUUCACCAGGGAGAGCCAGACUGCCACCCCUCAUCCUGUCACUCCUGUCGCCACCACGCCUGACUCAGACUCAGACCAGAGCGAGGCCAUCUAUGAGGAGAUGAAGUACCCGCUGCCAGAGGACAGAGAGGGACACAAACGCCUCCCUCUCAAACACGAGAGACUCAAAUCCUCCAAACACCACCACUCCUCCUCUGGCAUCUCUGCCCCUCUACCUCGCCCCUCCUCCUCCUCCCCCUCCUGUUCCAAACCUAAAGCCACAGUGUCCAUCUCCCACUCCUCGCCCCUCCCCUCCUCCACCUCCUCUACCCCUGUUCCCCAGCCACUCUCCUCCAGCCCACAACCCCCACGAGCCCCUACCCCCUAUCUCCUCCAGGGGAACAAAUCAGAGACAGAGUCCAACAGUAAGAUCCCGGCCCCCUUCCCCAACCUGCUGCAGCACCGGCCUCCGCUGCUCGCCUUCCCCCAGCCAGCUGCUGCCUCUAGCGGGGUUGGGGUCCAACACAAAGCUGCUGCUGCCAAACUGGGAACCAUCAGCAUCCAGACCUCCUCCAGUAUGACAACUCCAUCCAGCACCUCCUCCGCCACUACCACCCCCUCCUCCAACCUCCCCAUGCCCCUGUCAGGCUGUAAGGAGUCUAAGGAGAGAGACAAGCAGAGCAGAGACAGAGACAGAGACAGAGACAGAGACAGAGACAGCCAGCUUGACCCUGCACCGGGGCUAAGGGCCAGGAGCCACUCCACACCACUGCCCCCUUCCUCCAAGUCCACCUCCCCCUACUCCCACCAGCACCACCACCCCCACCACCGCCCCUCACACUACCACCACUACCGCAAGCCAGAUAGAGGAGACUCGCCCAACCCCAACACCAACAACAAGAAUGGCUCAGAAACCUCCUCCAAGUCCACUGCCCAGACCCAGACCCAGGGCUCUGGCAAGGAGGGCAAGUCUGUGAGCUUCUGCUUGAAGUCAGACAAAGGAGACAGGGAAAGGGACAGAGAGAGGGACAGGGACAGAGAGAGGGAAAGAGAUGGUCACAGGGACAAUCACAGAGACAGAGAAAGAGACAGAGACAGGGACAGUGACAGAGAGAGACACAGGGAGAGAGACAGAGAGCGAGACCGUGACAGGGACAGAGAAACAGGGUCCCACUCUACCUCCUCUCAGGCUGAGAGCACUCCCAUCACCAACAGCCAUUCAUCCCAGACCAGCACCAGUUCAACCCCAAUCCAGUCCUCCUCCACCUCCUCUCACUCUCGCCCUCACUCUCGCCCCCACCUCCAACGCUCCCACACCCCUCAUGGCCUGCCUGCCUACAAGCCCCCCUCCUCAGACAGCCCCCUGCUCUGGACCUACCCCUCAGUGGACUUCCGGAGACCCCCGGCGUACGACAGCCUGCGAGGAGGGUCUCAUCUGCCCUCCUUGCACCACCAGGGUCACAGUGAUGUGGCCUCCAAAAGCAGCACGGUGCCUGGGCCCGUCCAGGGGAAGGCUGCGUUCAUGCCCUGGGACAGCAGUGGCUUUGGAGACGACGGGUCCUACUGGCCCAUGCAGAGGAAACUCUCCUUCAGCCACGGCAGCCGAGAGACAGCGAGAGAAAGUAAGUUAACAUGUGCUGGGGGGCAUCAUGGGUUAGAAUUGAAUAUUGAAUUUUAUCAGAAGUUCCUCUCAUCCCUUAGAGGGAUAAUCAGACUAUUAGACUGUAAGUUAAGUGUAAUCUGUUACUAUACAGUCAAUAGACAAACAUUGUAUGUUUACUCAACAAUUCCCUUCUGUCAUUCCCCUCUCAAGAGGAUGAAGGGCGUGCAUGGAAUGGCAGUGCCGAUGCCCUCCUGAGGGUGGACAAGGAGGAGCUGGUCCCAGGGCAUCGAGGAGGAGGUGGAGGAGGAGGAGGCCACUCUGGGAUCCCAGUACGCUUCACUGGAGGGAGGGGGCUGGGCCACAGUGAGUCCCUGGCCGGGAUGGAGGGGGGGUCCUUGGGGUUCCGAGCCUUGCCUAGAGGGGGUCUCCCUCUCCCCUGCCAAACUUUCCCAGCCUAUCGCAAUGGAGGUAAGCACUAAGACACCUAGCACAGAUUCCUUCUAGCAGAAUCUUUCUAAGGGAAAGUGCUCUAAAGUAUGUCAAUGAUUUCACUUGCACACAAAAAGCGCGUUAGAAAAGAGACCACAUCAGCAGAUUUAUCUGAAGAUCCUAUUACCUGGAUUUCUUAAAUCCACACUCACAUCAUCAUUGUGUUAUGGUUUAAGAUCAUCAGUGGCAGCAUAGGGGAAAGGAUGGUAUGCAGUACUAGAGCUAUAUAUACACACAUAUACACAUACUUAUGCACAUAAUACCUCCCCCACAUGUACCAACGGUUGUACAUAUACACAUGUAAGAAUGCAAUGCAUUCGAUAUGCACAGCUGUUCUCCCUGACAACAUGAACUGCACAAUAACCAUAAUUGAUUUGUGGUUAUAGACAGGUGUAUGAACAGUGCUUGUUUUUUUCUGUGUUCCAGAACUGGGUCGAUUCGGCCGCUCAUCAUCCACCUCUGGGGUGAAGCAGGUGAGUGGAUGCGACGUUCAGAGGCAGAGCAGCCUGCCUCAUCGAGAGGCACUGAGUCAGGUGAAUAAUACCUAUUAUUAUAAUGACGAUGAUCUUUGGUAUUACUGUGAUUACUAUCAUUUGUACAAGUAGUAGUAUUGGAAUUAUUAUGAAGAAUAUGGCCAUUGUUAUUUUUCCCUGUGCUGAUAGCAACAACCCUCCUCCUGAGCUAUUUAUAGUGUGGAGAUAUGUUCAGUGAGCAGAAUAAGGUUGUGGCCAGCAGCCUUAAAUAAUAAGUCCAGGGGAGAGCGAUGCUCUAACUGACGUAUGCGGAGAUGCAGAGAUGUAAGGAGUAUUCUUCUCUACAGUGUUUUGGAGCAGUGAGCCGCUGUCCAAUAGCGUUGCGUUUUGCCCAGUCACUUGGCUGCACCUCAAAUGCUGACGCAGUUCAAGUGUGCUGUGCUGUGCUGCAGAGACUGUCUGCGUGUGCUGCCUGACCCUCCUUCGCACACAAUGGGGAGCAACAUGCUCGAAUAUGGUGUCACACUCCAUCUAGUGGCAGGCUAUGGUGCAACAUAUUCUUAUUGACGAUGUAGUGGUUGCUGGGCUUGGUCUUCAAUGCUCAAGUAAAAUGAAAUUAUAUUUGUAGAAAAAAACAGGUGUAGACUAACAGUGAAAUGCUUAUUUACGGGUCCUUUUCCAACAAUGCAGAGUUAAAGAUAAAGAUAAAAUAAAAAAUAGAAAUAGUGACACAAGGAAUAAAUACACAGUGAAUAACGAAUAACAAUAAUGAGUAAAAAUAACAUGGCUAUAUACAGGGAGUACCAGUAUCAAGUCGGUGUGCAGGGGUAUAAGGUAAUUGAGGUAGCUACAGUAUGUACAUAUAGGUAAAGGUCAAGUGACUAGGCAACAGGAUAGAUAAUAGACAGUAGCAGCAGCGUACACUACCGGUCAAAGGUUUUAGAACACCUACUCAUUCAAGGGUUUUUCUUUAUUUUUACUAUUUUUACUAUCAUCAAGGCAAAGGGUGGCUGUUUGAAUAUAUUUUGAUUUGUUUAACACUUUUUUGGGUUACUACAUGAUUCCAUAUGUGUCAUUUCAUAGUUUUGAUGUCUUCACUAUUAUUCUACAAUGUAGAAAAUAGUAAAAAUAAAGAAAAACCCUUGAAUGAGUAGGUGUUCUAAAACAUUUGACCGGUAGUGUAUGUGGUGAGUGUGAAAGUGUGUAGGUGUGUGUGAGUGUGGCAUCAGUAUGCAUGUGUGCGCAUGUUAUGUGUGUGUGGGCGUAUGUGUGUAUUGGGGUGUCAGUGUAAGUAUGUGUGAGUGUGUGGGUAGAGUCCAGUGUGUGUGCAUAGAGUCAGUGCAAGAGAGUUAGUGCAAAAAAGGGUCAAUGCAGGUAGUCCGGGUAGCAAUUUGAUGAGCUAUUUAGCAGUCUUAUUUAGCACUCUUAUGGCUUGGGGGUAGGAGCUGUUCAGGGAUUCAGUGCUACAACAAGGAUUCAGUGUUUACAGGGAUACAACAUGGAUGCAGUAUUCAUGCAUACCCCAGGUUAAAUUUAACGUAAUGUACUGAUACAAAUCCCCAAAUCAUGCAUCUUCCUUUAACUCCCCUCCUUUCUCCCUCUCUGUCCCUCUCUCUGUCCAGUUGCAUGGGCUUUCCCACUCCUCCCAGACACCCUGCAGUCCUAGUCUGUCUAGACAGCAGCAGCAGCUCCAGCUACAUCAGCAGCAGCUGCAGUUACAGCAACAGCUCCAGCAGCUGCAGCAGCAGCACCACCUCCAGCUGCAGUUCCAGCACCUGGCCCAGCUAGCCCAGGGACAGCCUCCCACCACUGGGGGUGCCGCCGCAUCCGCAGCCCAGACCCAGAGGGAUGGCAAGCUGCUGGAGGUCAUCGAGAGGAAGCGCUGCCUAUGCAAAGAGAUCAAGGCCCACCGGCGCCCGGACAAGAGCCUGUGUAAGCAGGACAGUAUGCCCAUCCUGCCCAGCUGGAGACGGACCCCUGAACCCCGCAAGACUGGUACGCCCCCCUGCCAGAGGCCCCAGGCCGUGGUGUGGGACACUGCCAUCUGA
Coregonus sp. 'balchen' is the source of this 8837-nucleotide messenger RNA. NCBI's taxonomy places the organism in Eukaryota, Metazoa, Chordata, Actinopteri, Salmoniformes, Salmonidae. The record is from the annotation of a GenBank genome assembly.